ACCUCCUGCACCGUGUGAUCUCACGGGGCGUUGGCUGGUGAAACCUUGAAGUUUCUGAAAUAAUCUCUUCUUCUUCCUCUUUUUCCCUUUGUUCUUCACAUUUAUUUAGUUUUAAUUCUAAAAUGUUGAUAAGAAGCACAUGUAUAGGAGUACCCUGGAGAGUGCUUUCUUGCAUUGCUCUUGUUGUGUUUUUUUGUAGCACUGAGAUAACUAAGGCUCAAGAUUAUGACUCCCCCGAUACACCGGCGGCACCACCGCCUGAGCAAGGAAAAUGUGAUGGCAUUUUUGUCACAUAUAAUUUUAUGGGGCGAGAGAAAAUUUAUCCAUUGGUGAAGAACACAUCCGCACAGGCGUGGUCGUUUAAAGCAAUGGCGACGGUGUUGAAUGCAGGGGCUUAUGAGCUGAAAUCAUGGAAGAUUUUCAUUGGCUUUCAACAUGAAGAGCUGCUGGUUUCGGUUGAUGGGGCGGUGGUUGUGAACGGAGAUGGAGAUGGAUUUCCAAUUAAGGUUGGAAAGAAUGGGACCCUCUUCGCCGGAUUUCCACAGUCGGAUCUGGAAACUGCCAUUGACACUGCUGGGGAUUAUACUCAAAUGAUGGUGCAAGUCAAUAUUAAAGGAACACUUUUUGGGGUGAAGCCUUCCGCCACGCCGAUGCCUAAGACAAUAAAGCUUGUCAAUGAUGGAUAUAAAUGUCCUGGAGCUAUGCGUCGAGGAAGCUACAUGCAUGUCUGCUGUAAAAGGGAUCCAAAAUUCAAGGCUAAGAAGAUCAAAACCAAGUUCAUGCCUCGCCAAUACGGUGAUCUCUCCUUCACAUACGACAUUCUUCAGGCAAACGAAAACAAAUACAUGGCACAGGUCACCAUUGACAACAAUCAUCCACUUGGUCGUCUUGAUCAAUGGAACUUAACUUGGGAGUGGAUGAGAAAUGAAUUCAUUAACAGCAUGAAGGGAGCCUACACUCACAGAAAAGAUCCUUCAGAUUGCAUUUAUGGUGCACAGGGACAAUACUACCAGGAUUUCGAUUUCUCGACUGUAAUGAAUUGCCAGAAAAAGCCGAUUAUCUCCGACCUACCUCCUGAGAGAGAAAACGAUGACAAGGUUGGGAAAUUGCCCUAUUGCUGUAAGAAUGGCACCCUUUUGCCAAAUACUAUGAAUGAAACCAAGGCAAGAGCUAUUUUUCAGUUAGAAGUUUUCAAGCUUCCGCCUGAUAUGAACAGGACUGCACUUUAUCCACCCCAGAAUUGGAAAAUUGAAGGUGUACUGAAUCCAACUUACAAAUGUGGCCCUCCUUUCAGGGUAGAUCCAACCGGGUUUCCAGAUCCCAGUGGACUUGAUGCAACGACUUCUGCAGUUGCAAGUUGGCAAGUUUCUUGCAAUAUAACACAUCCCAAGCCGAAGCAGGCAAAAUGCUGCGUAUCUUUCUCGGCUUAUUAUGCUGAUUCUGUUGUACCCUGCAACACCUGCGCGUGUGGCUGUGAUGAUGACACUUGGUGCAACCAAAAUGCCGCACCAUUGCCUUUGCCUCCAGAUGCUCUUCUUGUGCCUUUUGCUAAUAGGACGAAGAAAGCAGUAGCUUGGGCUCAUCUGAAACACCACAAACUGCCAGUAAAACUGCCGUGCCCUGACAAUUGUGGGGUGAGCAUCAACUGGCAUCUUGACACUGAUUACAAAACUGGAUGGACAGCAAGAAUCACACUCUUUAACUGGGAUAAAAUUCCGUUUGUUGAUUGGUUCACAGCAUUCCAGUUUAAGAAGGCAUUUCCGGGAUACGAGAAAGUUUACUCUUUCAAUGGAACCAAAUUGACUCGGCCUAAUAACACCAUCUUCGUGGAAGGCUUACCGGGUUUGAAUUACCUGGUAGGAGAGGUAAAUGGGACACACCCGGAGAGAGAUCCCAGAGUUCCCGGAAAACAGCAAUCUGUUAUUUCAUUCUUGAAAAAAAACACACCCCAUAUAAAAGUGGCACAAGGUGAUGGAUUCCCUUCAAAAGUGUUCUUCAAUGGUGAAGAGUGUGCUCUUCCAAAUAAACUUCCCGUAAGAAGUGGUGCCACCCGAUCCCCCAAUGGUGUGCUCCCAGCGAUUUUUCUUUCUGCUGCUACUUUUCUGCUGUUAUCGGGUCGCUUAAACUGAGAACACAAUUUCAGAAUUUUCUUAAAUCUUCCUGGAUACAAGAUUUGAGAAAUGAAAAUUAAUCCUUUUAAGGUUGAUAAAGAACAAAGAUAUUUUGUUAUCAGAAUUCCUUUCUCAGUCCUGGAAAAUAGAUCGGAAUUGAUGUGCUUCAUAUGAUAACAAAAAAGAGGGAAUGCAACAAAGAUUAUUGAAGACUGGUUCUUAUCCGACAAGCAGAUGAAGGGAUUGUAACAAGUUUGAGAAGUACAGGAAUUUGUUUUUUUUCUAUAAAUAAUUAUAUUAAUUUAGCUAUUAUUACAAAUUAACUUUGGAUGUUUUAGCAUGUUAGUAAUGAGAGUUUAUUGUUUAGGAUCUUUUAUCACACAAUGCUGUUGUUAAUUUUCUGCAUAAUUCUAUCUGGAUUCGAGAACUUUAGUUGGACUUGAACAUUCUUCAUUAUUAGAACUUAGAAAGUAGGUGCUUAUUUGGAAUCAAAUC
Molecule: messenger RNA, 2606 nt
Organism: Olea europaea var. sylvestris
Lineage: Eukaryota; Viridiplantae; Streptophyta; Magnoliopsida; Lamiales; Oleaceae
Product: COBRA-like protein 10
Exons: 2
Coding region: 123-2129 (668 amino acids)
Biological process (GO): cellulose microfibril organization
Cellular component (GO): membrane
Source: RefSeq, a predicted model, not a curated record